This is a messenger RNA of Mytilus californianus (California mussel), 2001 nucleotides long. Its product is annotated as rho-related protein racA-like. The record is from RefSeq and is a predicted model, not a curated record. Lineage: Eukaryota; Metazoa; Mollusca; Bivalvia; Mytilida; Mytilidae. Gene Ontology annotation, biological process: regulation of proteolysis; proteasome-mediated ubiquitin-dependent protein catabolic process. The transcript is spliced from 11 exons. Gene Ontology annotation, molecular function: ubiquitin protein ligase binding; GTP binding; GTPase activity. Bases 73 to 1839 code for a protein of 588 amino acids. Gene Ontology annotation, cellular component: cytoplasm.
GAUUAUACGAUCAAUACAACAUGUACACAACACGUAUAUGUGUGUAUUGUACGAUAAGUGAUAUGUUCUGAAAUGUCAGAUAACGUUCAAAUAUUGGUUGUAGGCGAUGGCGGUGUUGGAAAAACAUCACUUCUCAUUACAUAUGUUACCGACUCCUUUCCUCACCCGUAUAUUCCAUCUUUAGCAGAUUUUUACGACCCGGUCAUUAGAAAAGUGGAAGGACAGAAUAUUAGGUUAACAUUAAUGGACACAGGCGGUGGUGAAGAUUACGAUCGACUCCGACCUUUAAGCUACUAUGGAAGAGAUAUCAUAUUGCUGUGUUUUGACAUUAGAAAUGAGUCAACACUUCUUCGUGUGAAAGAAAAAUAUAUACCUGAUCUUGAUUACCAUGUACCUACCAUUCCUCGAAUACUUGUAGGCUGUAAAUCAGAUCUUCGGAUAACAGAACCGAAUUCGUGUGUUGAUAAAGAUCAAACAGAAAGGUCUGCAAAUGCAUUGGGACUGCAUUAUUUUGAAACUAGUUCAAUAAAGGGACAUGGGCUGCAAACGUGCUUUGACAAAGCUAUGCGUUUAGGUCUAGACUACAGUAGAUUGCCCAAGAAGAAAAAACAAGAAUUUUACAAAAGACCCCCUAAGAAGAUGAUUGCUCCUGUAAAACCCAUUAAAGAAAAACCACCAACAAGCUCUGUGGAAGAAUCUACUUUUGCUGAGGACUGGCUACAAAUGUUGAACAAUCCUAAAUAUCCAGAUGUUAUUUUUCUGAUUGAAGGGGGACAACAAGAAUGUAAAGCUCAUAGUAUAGUUCUUUCCUCGGCGUCAGAAUUAUUUUGUAGGAUAAUCAGAGAUCAGAAAUAUUCUGGUUUGGUGGGAACAUCGGAAGAUACGAGUUCUGAUAAAGUAGAAGGCAUAGAUACAAUAUGCUGCUCAAAGAACAAUGAUGGUAGAAAUAUAAUUACAAUUGAGAUCAAUCAUACGUUUGAAGUUGUUACAUUUAGACAAUUGCUAAAAUUUUUGUAUACAGGUCACCUCGGUAUCAUCUUUAUUUUAGGUCACCCCGGUACCAUUCUAGAGACAAACAAAAUAGAACAAUUGACAGAAUUACGAAGAGCAGCGAACACAUUUAAACUACCAUACCUAAAUGAUAUAUGUUACAAUAUUGAAAAUAGUGAAGAGUGUUUGAAUCAAAGUAUUGGUACAUACUUGAACAUGGAAACUGGUAAAAAAAUGAAGGAAUUCUAUUUUAAUCAAACAACUGACUGUGAUGUUAAAUUUGAAGUAGAAGGUGAACAUAUUACUGCCAGUGCAGUAGUAUUGUAUAGCAGAUGUCCAGUAUUUGCUGAUAUGCUAUCGAUUGAACCUGAAAGUGAAAAAAUCGAAUCUUCAGAGAUACAGCUGCCUAACACCCAACAAGAUAGUUUUCUUGCUCUCUUAGAAUUCCUUUAUACUGACCACGCUCCGAUCCAUGAUGCCAACUGUACUGAACUGCUGCUUACUGCAGAUAAAUAUGGAAUAUUAAAACUGGUCAACUAUUGUGAAAUUUAUAUCAUUAAUAUGUUAGAUAAACUGACCAAAUCUUCUAGUGAGAAUGGGAAUGCUGUACAGGAUGUUAUUGACGCUCUUUUGACAGCUCAGGUUUACAAUGCAGAACAGUUGACAAGAUGGUGCUUACACACUAUUUCAACAAAUUAUGAUAAAUUUAAUAACACGGAACAGUUUUCUCAACUCAGUGACAAAACCAAGAAACACAUUGAAACACAUCGCUGGCCACCAUUGUCUUAUUUACAAGAAAUGGAGAAAUUUGAACGUCGGAGGACACGAAGAAAAUGCUCAAUUUUAUAAAUGAUGUGCAAUAUAAAUUGUCAAAUCUAUUUAUGGCGCUAUAAUUCUGAUCAAAAUAAUAAGUAAAUCUAUGUAUGACUUUAUGUAUGCCUUAUUAUUUAUAUUUUCAUUUACUAUCUCAUAAAAGCCCAAAUAUCUCUUAUUAAAAUUAACGUAAUUUGA